UGUAAUGCCCUUCGCAGCGCCAUCCCUGUCCUAUAGCCUUUGCUGAUUGGAAGAUGAGAAUGGGGACGACAAUGCAGGCCUACGGAGAGCCAUCUUACUGGGACGAGCGAUACUCCCACGAGUCAGGGCCGUUCGAUUGGUACCAGAAGUACAACGCCUUGGCUCCACUCCUCCAUCUAUACAUUCCUCUUCAUCACCAAGUCCUCGUCGUCGGAUGUGGCAACUCUGCGUUCAGUGAAGGCAUGGUCAAUGAUGGUUACAGAGAGGUUGUGAACAUUGAUAUAUCCUCUGUGGUGAUCCAAGCUAUGCAGCGGAAGUACAGCGAUCGUCCACAGCUGAAAUACAUUAGAAUGGAUGUCCUUGAUAUGAGUGGUUUUCAAACAGGGUCCUUCGAUGCUGUGGUUGACAAAGGAACUCUAGACUCCCUUUUGUGUGGAAACAACUCACGGCAACUUGCUGUAAAAAUGCUCAAGGAAGUUGAGAGGGUCCUCAAGAAUAAAGGAGUAUAUAUGCUGAUCACAUAUGGAGCUCCAAUUUAUCGGUUGCGUUUGUUGAGAGAUUCAUGCUCAUGGACAAUAAAGCUUCAUGUGAUAGAGAAGUUUAUGUUGGAAGCAAAAACUGAACAUCAGACAUGGGAGCUGACUAAUCCCGUUCCACUGGAUGAUGAAGGAAGCUCGGUGGAAGCAGUUCUUGGAAAGAAUCCGGAUGUCCAUUAUAUCUACAUCUGCAUUAAGGAUGAUUCUUUAAGGCCAGGCGUGAAGCAUGAAUGACGGUUAAGUAAGGAAGAUGAAUAUCUCCAACCCUUUGUACGGUUGUCCUCUGUAUGCUACUUUAAAAAUUUGAAAUCACCAAAUUAUGUUGGAAGUUGGAUCUAAUAAAUACCACCUUUUUGUGCAGUGUCUGUGAUCACAUGGUUUAGGUAUGGUAUCAUGUAGUUCUCCAGCUGAGUGGUUUUACUUAUUUGUAUCCAUUGAAUCAGUUACAGCAUAAUGGUCAAGUGUCGGGUUUUGUUC
Molecule: messenger RNA, 1013 nt
Organism: Vitis riparia (riverbank grape)
Lineage: Eukaryota; Viridiplantae; Streptophyta; Magnoliopsida; Vitales; Vitaceae
Product: EEF1A lysine methyltransferase 4
Exons: 9
Coding region: 54-770 (238 amino acids)
Molecular function (GO): S-adenosylmethionine-dependent methyltransferase activity
Source: RefSeq, a predicted model, not a curated record